ACUACAGUAUCCUCUCUCUCUCCACGUAUCCUCCUCUUCUUUCUCUAUCUCUGUGUCUCAUUUUCUUCACCCAACCGAACGUACAGAGCAAGAAUCCAAACUCCACGAGAAUCGAGGGAGCAAGAAGUAGGGGGCUCUGAGCGAAACUCCAAAAGCUCAGUGUUCUCUCCAAUGUGCCUUCUCACGGAUCCAAACUUGACCGCCUAUCGUCCUCUUCGACCUACUCUGUGAGGCUUCAGCAAUCGUCAUUAAUGGCGGCUCCGGGCCACCGGAGAACUCUUUCUCGCCGGGACAGUCGAGGGUUCCGGCGUUCUUGGUGUUGUUCUUUUGGCAUUCCUCCCGAAAGCCCCGAAAAUCUGAGUUGUGCUCCCUCCAAGACGACUCACAAAUCUGAGAUCCUUUCGAAAUCUGGUAAUUCGUUCCCCAAUUCUCCUCAGAGCAGCAAAAGUGGGCUAGGGUUGGUUGGACUCAUCGACCGUCGCCGUAUCUUGUCUCCCGGGCGAGUUUCUCCGAUCGAUUCGGAUAAUGCACCUGAUCCUGUUCGGGAUAUAGUGCCGGACACUGCUUCUGUUGGUGAUAAUGGAACUCAAUUGGGAUCCGAGACCUUUCGUUCCACUGAUGAGAAGUUGGUUGCACCAGAGGUAUCUGAGGCUUAUCAGACUCCCGCGCUUGACCGUUCUUUGAGUACUGGCACAAAAGCCGAGAGUUGUUCCCCGGUGUUUGAUGUGAGACUAAGCUUGAAGGGCAAGAACGGGGGUUGCUUGGUCUUGGAAUUGGACUCGGAGGUGCUUUCUGCGAAUAGCUCUGUAUUUGCCGAUUUGAUCUCAGACUGCCGAAGGGGUUCGGGCAGCCGUGCGGCUGCAAAACUUUGCAGGAUUGAGGUUCCUGAUGUUGAGAAUUUGACCGUCUUUCGUGAAACCAUUGAGCUUAUGUUUCUGGACGAUAUCACGAGGCGUCUGUUAAAGAUGGGCGUCUCCCGUUCGAUUGAUGUACUCGAGGUCUCAGCAGGCAUAGUGUUUACCAAGGGCGUUUUGUCUUGUUUGAAAUACCUUGAGGCUGUUCCUUGGAGUGAGGAUGAGGAAGAGAAGCUGAAGAGAUUGUUUACGAAGUUCAGUUUUGAUAAUGCAACAGCUAGAGAAGUGUUGGGCAGGCUGUAUCCACUGGAGCAAGUUGAUUCUGAGCAACAUUUGGCCAUGCAACUCAUUUGGUCAGUCACUAAUGGUGCUGAUGCUGGUGCAAGGAAUGAGCUUAAGUCUUUGGUCAAGGGGCUUUUGUCCAAGAGCUCAGUCUAUGAGAAGGAGACUGAGCUCAACAAGGAUGAUCUGUAUGUUGUUUGUCAGAGUUGUAUUGGUUCCCUGGUUGGGCUUUUUGAGGAAGCCUCCGAUUCUGUUACUGAGAAGCCAUCAAAAGAAGAUAAUGGUAAGCCCUUGAUUGAACGGGUUUCUAGGCAAGUUGACAACAUCAACUGGCUUCUGGAGAUCCUUCUGGAACGUCAAAUGGCAGAAGAGUUUGUUGACGUGUGGGCAGAUCAAGGGGAGCUGCUGAGGAUGCAUGAGUUGGUGUCUCCAAUGAUCAGGUAUGAGUUAAGCCGAAUAUCAGCAUGCAUAUUCAUUGCACUAGGGAGAGGGAAGUUGCACUGCCGAUCAGAAGCCAGGUGCGCGGUCCUGCAAGCAUGGUUUGGGCCAAUGCUAGUAGACUUUGGGUGGCUGCAGAGGUGCAGGAAGGGGCUAGAAGUGAAGACGCUAGAGGAAGCCAUGGGUCAAGCUCUGCUUACACUGCCAUUGAAGCAGCAGCACUCUCUGUUCAUGGAAUGGUUCCGGUGUUUCUCCAGGCAUGGCAGUGAGUGCCCUAAUCUUGGCAAAGCCUUUCAAAUCUGGUGGCGCAGGUGCUUCUUGAGGGCCCCUGAAAUUCGUACCGUUGAAUCACGAUAGCCUUUCACAAAGCACCCCACUUACCAUUUGUGUAAUAUGGUCUGUAAUGUAGCUUUAGAGGCAUCAUCUAAAACAGAUUGACGUGAAUAAUGUAGAGUAGCUUUUCAGGUGUUUAAAGAGCAGUCAGUACUGGCCUUAACCAUUCA
Molecule: messenger RNA, 2077 nt
Organism: Nelumbo nucifera (sacred lotus)
Lineage: Eukaryota; Viridiplantae; Streptophyta; Magnoliopsida; Proteales; Nelumbonaceae
Product: BTB/POZ domain-containing protein At2g13690
Source: RefSeq, a predicted model, not a curated record